Molecule: messenger RNA, 1996 nt
Organism: Chroicocephalus ridibundus (black-headed gull)
Lineage: Eukaryota; Metazoa; Chordata; Aves; Charadriiformes; Laridae
Gene: DNAJA4
Product: DnaJ heat shock protein family (Hsp40) member A4
Exons: 7
Coding region: 525-1604 (359 amino acids)
Biological process (GO): protein refolding; response to heat
Cellular component (GO): cytoplasm; cytosol
Molecular function (GO): ATP binding; Hsp70 protein binding
Source: RefSeq, a predicted model, not a curated record
GGCGGCUGCGCUCCCGGCGGCGGGCUGGGGCCGGGGCCCGCGCCGGGCGGGCCUCAAGAUGGGUGACUGCGGCCUGGGCUGGCGUGGGGCACGUACCGGUGGCCGCUGCUAUGCAAAGGCGGAAAAGCCCGGUUUUUGUUGUGUUUUAAAACUCUGUUUUGUCUGGAGGAGAGAGAUAAUGUCCUUUUUGCAGCCAUUAAAUAAAGGCUCCCGUUUGAAAGAUGUGGGGGUGGUAGCGGGCCUGAUGGCCUAGCUGUGGCAGGAGGGGGUGCCCUGGUUCCUCUUUUUGGAGGCCGUUCUUAUCCGUCUCACCAUAGUUCCCAACGAGAGCUCCUCCUUGUAGAGAUGCUGGCUAAAACAGGCAAAGCUGAAGGGAUUUCUGGUGUCCUGGUGGCCAUCGUGCUGUGUCAGAUGUUGUAAAUGACAGUGGUGGAUCCAGCUGCCAGCACGGCUGGGCGUGCUGGGGUUGCUGUGGAUCCAGUUGUGCUCCUGAACAGGAUGAGUUUUCUUCAGAGAAAUUGCUAAUGCAGAUACAUAAGUUUAAGCUCAUAUCCCAGGCAUAUGAAGUUCUGUCGGACCCAAAGAAAAGGGACCUCUAUGACCAGGGUGGGGAGCAGGCUAUUAAAGAAGGAGGCCUGAGUGGCGGCAGCUUCUCUUCACCCAUGGACAUCUUUGACAUGUUCUUUGGUGGUGGAGGCCGAAUGAAUAGAGAGAGAAGAGGUAAAAAUGUUGUGCACCAGUUAGGUGUAUCUCUAGAAGACUUAUAUAAUGGUAUUACAAGGAAACUGGCACUGCAAAAAAAUGUUAUUUGUGCAAAGUGUGAAGGUUAUGGCGGAAAGAAAGGGGCAAUAGAAAAGUGCCCUGUGUGUAAAGGAAGAGGAAUGCAAGUUAUAGUUCAGCAGAUUGGACCUGGCAUGGUACAACAAAUCCAAACUGUGUGUCCAGAAUGCAAAGGCCAAGGUGAAAGGAUAAAUCCGAAGGACAGGUGUGACAACUGCAAUGGCUGUAAGGUUGUGAGAGAGAAAAAGAUCAUAGAAGUUCAUGUUGAUAAAGGUAUGAAAGACGGUCAGAAGAUAGUAUUUCAUGGAGAAGGUGACCAGGAACCUGAUCUGGAACCUGGUGAUGUUAUAAUUGUGCUUGAUCAAAAGGAUCACAGUGUCUUCCAGAGGCGAGGGCAUGACUUAAUCACAAAAAUGAGAAUUCAACUCUCGGAGGCUUUAUGUGGUUUCAGAAAGACCAUUGAAACUCUGGAUAACAGAGUUCUUGUCAUAUCAUCUAGGCCAGGUGAAGUGAUAAAACACGGUGACCUGAAGUGUAUCUACAAUGAAGGGAUGCCAAUCUACAAAUCUCCAAUGGACAAAGGCAGCUUAAUUAUACAAUUUUUGGUCCAGUUCCCAGAGCACUACUGGCUCCCAAGGGAGAAACUGUGUCUGCUGGAGGCUUUGCUUCCUCCACGAGAAGACGUUAUGGUUACAGAUGAGAUGGAUCAGGUAGACCUUGAAGAAUUUGAUCCAAAUGAGCAAGCCUACCGUAACAGUGGUGGAGAAGCAUAUGAAGAAGAUGAUGAGGGUCCAAGAACAGGAGUACAAUGUCAGACAUCUUAAAGCAAGGUGGAAUGGAUGCCAUCUAAAAAUGUAAAUUUUCACAAUGAAAACUGCAUGGCUGUAAGAGCCACUGCUUGUGGGUUUUGUGUUCAGCAAAUUGAGUUGCUGCGCUGUCAGUAUCACCUUUUUGUAACUAAUUUAUAUUGUGUUCUUGUAGUCUUUAUAUAUAAAGCAAAUGUCACACAGCUGAGAACCAACUGAGUUGGUAUACAUUUUCCUUUGCUGUGAAGGUUCUCAAUUUAUUUCACCUAUGCUAUUUAUAUAAGACUUUGGCAAUAUUGAUAGAGGUUAAGUGGAGUGUCUUAUGUAAAUACUUUCAUACUGGAAAAUUAAUUUCAUAGAAUAAAACAUAGCAGAAAUAACUUCUAAUAAAUAGAACUCUUCACACUUUA